Molecule: messenger RNA, 2565 nt
Organism: Onychostruthus taczanowskii (white-rumped snowfinch)
Lineage: Eukaryota; Metazoa; Chordata; Aves; Passeriformes; Passeridae
Gene: ZNF622
Product: zinc finger protein 622
Exons: 7
Coding region: 940-2355 (471 amino acids)
Biological process (GO): ribosomal large subunit biogenesis
Cellular component (GO): preribosome, large subunit precursor
Molecular function (GO): nucleic acid binding; zinc ion binding
Source: RefSeq, a predicted model, not a curated record
AACCUGUGAUGGGACAAGAAGAGAGCUGUAAGCUGCAGCUGGGGAGCUUUAGGUUGGGCAUCGGGAAGAAUUUUCUUCACAGAAAGGGUGAUCAGAUACUGGAAAGGGCUGCCCAGGGAGGUGGUGGAGUCACCGUCCCUGGAGGCGUUUCAGGAAGGACUGGGCGUGGCACUUAGUGCGGUGUUCGGCAUAGGUUGGACUCGAUCGGAGACAUCUUUUCCAACCUAACUGGCUCCGUGAGAACACCCGAACAAACAGAACAAAAAGAAACAAAACAAACACAAGCCCAACCAGCCGAAGGCGCAGAGCCGCACCGCGGCACGGCCCGUGAGGCGGCGCUCCCGCCCCUGCCCCGCGUCCUCCGGCCGCCAGGGGACGCGCGCGGGCCGCUCCCGCCGGACGCCGCGCGGCCGCUUCCUGCCCCGCGCGCGGCACCGCCCGCUCCGCCGGCCGCAGGUGCGUGUCCCGGGAAUCAGGGACGGGGUGGGCUGGAAUGUGUUGGAAUGGAAUGGACCGGCUCGACCCGGCCCGGGCCAAUGCGGGUAGCGGGGGCAGGAGGCGUGGCCUGGCCGAGCCGGCUUUGCCCCCUUGGGAUGCAGGUUCCCUGUGAGCCCGGCCUGCUCCACGCCUGGCCUGGCGGCUUCCGGCUGCUGCCUGCGCCCUGUCUUAUCUCAUGGUUUUUGUUUUUCAUUUUUUUUAUCUAUAGGUUUUGCCCGAAUUUUUAGGUUUUUUUAUCUAUAGGUUUUGUUGUCCGUGUGGUAAACGCCUGCCUUGUGCCAGGAUCAGGGACACGGGCUCAGUGUAAAUCCACCCGAAGGCAGCUAGAAAUCAGCCGUGAUAAAGAGCCUCAGGGGAGACCGCGACUUGGCCUGAAGGGCUCGGCUGUGCUGCGGGCUUGCGAGUGCCUGGGGUUUCCUUUUGCCGAGCCCCACACGAGUAAUGGCCACCUACACUUGCAUCACUUGCCGUGUGGCUUUCAAGGAUGGUGACAUUCAGCGUGCCCAUUACAAAAGCGACUGGCACCGGUACAACCUGAAGCGUAAAGUUGCUGACAUGCCUCCUGUUACUGCUGAGAAUUUCCAAGAGAGAGUCCUGGCACAGAGAGCAGUAGCAGAGGAGCAGAACAAAAUCACUGCCACUUACUGCACAGUGUGCAGCAAGAGGUUCUCCACCUUCAAUGCCUAUGAGAAUCACCUGAAGUCCAAGAAGCACCUGGAGCUGGAGAAGAAAGCUGUCCAAGCUGUCAGCAAGAAGGUGAAAAUAUUAAAUGAGAAGAAUCUGGAAAAGGGGCUGGCCCCAGAGAGUGUAAAUAAAGAUGAAAUGAACACAGCUAUUCAGCAAGCCAUCAGAGCCCAGCCAUCUUCAUCUCCAAAGAAGACACCUCUACCUCCUAGUCAUGCGAGUAGCUCUCCAGUUUCCAGGGAAAGCACCAGCUUGUCCCAGAGCAGAGAACGACCAGAAAUACCUCCACGGCUGCAGUGGUUUGAACAGCAAGCGAGGAAGCUGGCCAAGCAACAGGCAGAGGAAGAAGAGGAUAAUGAGGAAGAAGACUGGGAAGAUAUGGAUUCUGAUGAAGACAUUGGCUCUGAUGAAGAUAUGGAAAGUGUGGAAGAAGAAGAAGGGGAACAGCAGGCAGAGGCUGAAAGCAUUCCUGCUGUCGGGGCCAUACCAGUCACAGACUGCUUGUUCUGUUCCCAUCACUCAAGAUCUCUCACAAAAAAUGUGGCGCAUAUGACAAAAAUCCACAGCUUCUUCAUUCCAGACAUAGAGUACCUUGUGGAUCUCAGAGGACUAAUCAAGUAUCUUGGAGAGAAAGUUGGUGUUGGGAAAAUCUGCAUCUGGUGCAAUGAAAAGGGGAAAUCCUUCUACUCUACGGAAGCGGUCCAGGCUCAUAUGAAUGAUAAAAGCCAUUGCAAACUCUUCACAGAUGGAGAUGCUGCCCUGGAAUUUGCAGAUUUCUAUGAUUUUAGGAGCAGUUAUCCUGAUCAUGAGGAUGGGAAAGAUGUGGAGGGUCUUGGAAAGCACUCAGCAGAGAAAGAGUUGGAUUAUGAUGAUGACACCAUGGAGCUGAUCCUUCCAUCAGGUGCCAGAGUGGGUCACCGUUCCUUGAUGAGGUACUACAAGCAGCGUUUUGGUGUGACAAGAGACGUGGCUGUUGCGAAGAACAAGAAAGCCGUGGGUCGGGUGCUGCAGCAGUACCGAGCCUUGGGCUGGACAGGGCAGGCAGGGGCCGUCUCUGCUCAGCAGCGUGACAUGCAGUACCUGCAGAGGAUGAAGUCAAAAUGGAUGCUCAAGACAGGAAUGAGUAACAACGCUACAAAGCAGAUGCAUUUCCGGAUGCAAGUCAGAUUCUGAGCUCCAAAGAGAGCUGCUUACAACUGGUUAUGGGAAGGGGGGUUUAAUGGUUUCUGGGUUGCGGAUUCUCCUAUUAAAACGGACUCGGUACCUAUCAAAUGCUGAUAUGUUUGCAGGUGUGUCUUCCUCAGUAAAAAGAAGAACAGCAGGGAACUUGUUUUUUCUGAAAUAAUGGUGGGCCUAACUUAAAAAUAAAAUAUCUUCAGUGGA